This is a messenger RNA of Nicotiana tabacum (common tobacco), 3190 nucleotides long. Its product is annotated as ETHYLENE INSENSITIVE 3-like 3 protein. The record is from RefSeq and is a predicted model, not a curated record. Gene Ontology annotation, molecular function: DNA binding; DNA-binding transcription factor activity. NCBI's taxonomy places the organism in Eukaryota, Viridiplantae, Streptophyta, Magnoliopsida, Solanales, Solanaceae. Gene Ontology annotation, cellular component: nucleus.
UGAGAUGUUGGGUAUGUGAGUAAUAAUUUAAAGUUACAAUCUUUUUGGUUGUAUUCAUGAAUUAUUGGAAAUUCUGACGUGGGUCCAUUUUGAGACUUCAAGAAAUGAACUUGGAUAUUGGACUAUUGGAUUUUUGUCAAUUCUUGAAUUUGUGAACACUUUGAGGAUUGUUGUUUGUUUAUUGGGUGUAUAUGUAGUAUUUUUUUCCUUUCAUUUGAUUUGAAUGGAGUACUGUAUGAUUGAUGCUGAUGGAUUGGGCAACAGCUCGGACAUUGAAGUCGAUGACAUAAGGUGCGAUAAUAUAGAGGAAAAAGAUGUGAGUGAUGAAGAGAUUGAUCCCGAGGAAUUGGAGAGGCGAAUGUGGAAGGAUCGCGUCAAGCUCAAGAGGCUUAAGGAAAGGCAAAAACUUGCUGCACAGCAAGCUGCAGACAAGCAGAAGAAUAAGCAAACCACCGAUCAAGCUCGGCGGAAAAAGAUGUCAAGAGCUCAGGAUGGGAUUCUGAAGUACAUGUUGAAACUCAUGGAGGUUUGCAAGGCUCGAGGAUUUGUUUAUGGCAUCAUACCAGAGAAGGGUAAACCAGUGAGCGGUGCGUCUGAUAACAUAAGAGCUUGGUGGAAGGAGAAGGUGAAGUUUGAUAAGAACGGUCCUGCUGCAAUAGCAAAGUAUGAAGCAGAAUGUCGUGCGAAAGGAGAGGGCGUUGGUAAUCAAAAUGGUAACCCGCAAAGCGUUCUGCAGGAUUUGCAAGAUGCAACGUUGGGGUCCCUUUUGUCUUCUUUAAUGCAACAUUGUGAUCCACCUCAGCGGAAGUUCCCGCUGGAGAAAGGUGUCUCACCGCCCUGGUGGCCAACAGGAAACGAGGAAUGGUGGGCAAAAAUGGGACUGCCUAAGGGUCAGAAACCGCCGUACAAGAAGCCACAUGAUUUGAAGAAAAUGUAUAAAGUUGGUGUUCUAACUGCUGUUAUAAAGCAUAUGUCACCUGAUAUCGCAAAGAUCAGGAGACUAGUCCGGCAGUCAAAGUGUUUACAGGAUAAGAUGACUGCGAAGGAGAGCUCAAUAUGGUUAGCUGUCUUAAGUAGAGAGGAGUCCACUAUCCAGCAACCGAGCAGUGACAACGGGUCAUCCAGCAUAAGCGAGGCACCUAAUAGAAUUCGCGGUGAAAAGAAGAAACCUUCUGUUGAUAGUGAAAGUGAUUAUGAUGUUGAUGGUGUCAAUGAUGGUAAUGACUCUGUUUCAUCUAGGGAUGAGAGGGGAAAUGAACCAUCGAAUGCUCGUCCUCAAUCUCACCAAGGUAAGGAGCAAGGAAAUGGACAACGUCGAAAAAGAAAACGUGCUAGGUCGAACCCUCAACAGACUCAACUAUCUCUCAACAACCAGCAACCUGAUGAUGAGGCUAGAAAUACCUUACCUGAUAUAAACAAUUCAAAUGUGCUGUUUGCCGGGCACAUCACAAAUGAAAGCCAACCAGAGAAGGAUCAACCUGAAUUACAAUUAAGAGACUCUAACCUUUCCGUGGUUCCAUCAACUAAUGCGGUCUCUACAGAGGAUGCAUUCAUCGGCAAUGGGCCAUCAAUUAAUCCAGUGUUGGAAAACUCUGAGGUUGUCCCAUAUGAAUCGAGGUUUCAUCUUGGAACUCAAGAUUCUGUUGUGCAGCACCAGCUUCAUGAUACUCAGUUGCAGAGCAGAACCCAAUUUUCUGGGAUGAAUAAUGAACCUAGAAGUUCCAUAUUUCAUUAUGUACCUCCAAACAAUGGGUUACAUAAUGGACCUGAAAAUUCUGUCAUACAUCAUGAAUUACAGGAUCCUGGUUUUGCUCAUGGAUCUCAAUAUCCUAACUUGCAUCAACCUCAUAUAUAUCAAUAUUAUACACCGUCAGCUGAAUUCGUGUCAGCUCAUGAUGAACAGCAGUCUCAUUUGGCGUUCAAUGAACCUCAGAUUAAAACAAAGGAUUCUGGAGUUAGGUCAUCAGUGCUUCAUGGUAGUAGAAAUGAUAUUGCCAGAGAAGAUCACCAUUAUGGAAAAGACACAUUUCAGCAUGAUCAUGAUAGGCCUGUUGAGAUGCAUUUCGCAUCUCCAGUUGCUGGUGGCUCACCGGAUUAUGCUAGACUCAGCAGUCCGUUUAACUUUGAUCUUGAUGUCCCGAGUACAUUAGAUACUGGUGAUUUUGAACUAUUCCUUGAUGAAGACGUGAUGACAUUCUUUGCCUCGUAAACAACUAUGCUAAAACUACAACAUUUAGAAUGUACCUGAAAACUGCUGCAACAUAUAGUUAGCUGGAGUGAGUCCUCUCAUAAAAUGAGAACCGGGACUGUAAGUUAUGGUAUCGGCUGUCAAAAUGUAAAUUCAGUAGCAGAAAUUCUUUUUUUCUUUUCCUUUUCUUGGCAUGUCUUUUACAUGUUGCAGACUUGUGCUUCGCGUAAUUGGGAUAGUUUCUGAUUGAAAAAAGGCAGGAGAGCCGAAAGCCAGAGUUCCUUCUCAUCUUCUUUAUUCAUAGCAAACUUACUCGUCGUGCUAAGAAAUGUUUUCUCAAGUGCUACAAAUCAAAAUGGUUACACGUAUUUGUUCCAUUCUUGAGGAAAAGCAUUAGUACAUGUUCCAGUGCUCAUUUCGAGGUUCUCUUUCUUUAUAAUAUGGAUACCACCACAUUCAUCAACAGCCUAAUUAACAUGCCAAGUAGGCUUCAUUAAUUGUGGAGCAGUUUGUGCCAUUUGUUCUGGAAAAUGGUAAGGUAAUAACAGGAGUAAAUGAAGAAGGGAAAAAGCAAUGGAAAUCUUUACGAGUGGUCUGAGUCUCGACACCAACUUUCCAAUCCUUGCGGACUUGAAUUGGAUCUGUGCAAAGUAGGAGGUAAAUCUGUACAUAAGAGGAAAUUUAGCUGAAUUCCGAGUGAAAAAAUAUAAAUCAGCACUCCUUCCCCUACCCCUCCCAACUUUCAACCCUUGAACAAACCAUUAUCUAAGUUUGAGUGUGUGAAGAUUCUCUUGUAAUGCCAAACAGCCAAAGAGAUUGACUUUCUACGGUCUACUUUAAGCUAAAGUCUCUGCUUUCAUUCCUGUCACAAAAUCACAACUUGACACCAUCUUAGUUACAAGAGCUUGACAUCACCCUAGCAUUGUCUUAUUGAGCAUCAAAUGUUGAACAUAUGACUUAACUUUUAUGUUCCAUCUUAAAAAUGUAUUAUUGUUGGUUUUA